AGCCGCAAAACCUCCCCUAGCGGUGGUCGUGAGCCUCAAAAGUAAAGCAGGGUUCGGUAAUUUCAUUUUAGCGUCGCUAGAGUUAAAAAAGUUAACGCUCGGUGACUGAAAACUUGGUGCAUGUGAGCUUUUCGUCAUAGCCUUCUUUAAUGAUAGAAUAAACGAAUGCGCACGCGGACACGUGCGUUGAAAUAACGUAAACAAAAGUUUGUGUAGCCGCGGGAGUUCCGCCGUUCCGUUCUUGUUUGAUGAAUGGGUCGUUGUUGUGCUCUGAAGUGCCAGAACAGAGCUUCCAGGGGAAUUCGCUUGUUCAAGCUGCCGAAAUCCCCGAGGAGACGGAAACUGUGGCUUUCAGGAAUCAGGCGUGGCGCGGGGUGGAAACCUCCCGACAGAACGUACCUUUGCGAGGACCACUUCGAGCCCUCCCAGUUCCAGACGAGGUGCUCUGACGGCUGGAGGAGGCUAAAAGCCACAGCUGUUCCGAGCUUGUUUCUGCAUUCUGAAAGUCAAAUGAGCCGGAAGAUCAAGCAGCUGGAGAACGAGAAUCAUCGCUUGGUGAGGCAGGCUGCCUUACAAAAGACAAGGGAAGCGACAUUCUGGUCUCACUUGCACGAGUUCUUCACUGUGGACCAACUGGCAGCUCUAUCGAGAUCCAGCAACAGGGGGUCCAAGUGGUCUAAUGAGACGGUGAAGAAGUCGCUGCAGAUGCGAUCUGCAUGUGGCAGCUUGGGCUACGACUUGCUACUGGAGGGGAGCUUCCCAUUGCCGUCGUCUAGAACUCUAGGGCGGCGGCUUGAAGGUGAGCACUGCCCUACGGGUCCUCAGUCACUCCACGGCCACUGCCCUGCGCUUCCUGGUGGAGAAACAUGGCUGGAGCACCAACUUCCUCACCACGGCUUGGUUCUUGGAACAGAGGCACGAGACCCAUGUCCCCUCCAUGGUCAU
Molecule: messenger RNA, 945 nt
Organism: Ixodes scapularis (black-legged tick)
Lineage: Eukaryota; Metazoa; Arthropoda; Arachnida; Ixodida; Ixodidae
Exons: 5
Source: RefSeq, a predicted model, not a curated record